CGGUGGAGGGCAGGACACCGAAGACUCCAUCUGAGAUCUGGCAGCGCUGUCCUCCGAGGGGUAGCACGCGUGGAAAAACCUCACCAGUAAAGUCCGCAAGCUCGCGCCGACCGCACCUGUCCGCCGAGAAUUCGUGGGUUUUUUUGCGGUUACCCUCGGUAGUUCUCGCCUGUGAGACGCUCAUCUCGAACGCCGUGCGGGAGGACACCUCGUCCCCAGCUUCUUUUUUUUUUUUCUCCCCUCCUCUCUUUCCCCCCCUCCUUCCUCCUCCGCCAUGUCGUACAGGAAGGAAAUGGAGAAGUACCGGGACGUGGACGAGGACGAGCUGCUGAAGAAGCUCUCCGAGGAGGAGCUGCGCAUGCUGGAGGACGAGCUGGAGGAGCUGGACCCCGACAACGCGCUGCUACCAGCAGGAAUGCGGCAGAAGGACCAGACCAAGAAGGCCCCGACCGGAACCUUCCAGAGAGACAACCUGCUGGCUCACCUGGAGAAACAGGCCCAGGAGCACCCAGACAAGGAGGACCUGGUGCCCUACACUGGGGAGAAGAGAGGGAAGGCCUGGGUGCCUAAGAAGGUGGUGGUGGACCCCAUCCUGGAGUCGGUGACGCUGGAGCCGGAGCUGGAGGAGGCCCUGGCCAACGCCUCCGACGCUGAGCUCUGCGACAUCGCUGCCAUCCUGGGGAUGCACACCCUGAUGAGUAACCAGCAGUACUAUGAGGCCUUGGCCAGCAGCACCAUCGUCAACAAGCAGGGCUUAAACAGUGUGAUCCAGUGCACUCAGUACAAACCCGUCCCCGACGAGGAGCCCAACUCCACCGAUGUCCAGGACACCCUGGAGAAGAUCCGCAGCAACGACCCGGACCUGGUGGAGGUCAACCUCAACAACAUCAGGAACAUUCCUGUGCCCACGCUGAAGGCCUACGCUGAGGCUCUGAAGGAGAACACGGUGGUGGAGCGGCUGAGCAUUGUGGGAACGCGGAGUAACGACCCGGUGGCCUACGCCCUAGCAGAAAUGCUGAAAGUGAACGCCACCCUCAAGUCUCUGAACGUGGAGUCCAACUUCAUCACCGGGGCUGGAAUCCUGUCGCUGGUGGGGGCUCUGCAGGCCAACACCACCCUUCAAGAGCUCAAGAUAGACAACCAGAGCCAGCCACUGGGGAAUAAGGUGGAGAUGGAGAUCGCCAACAUGCUGGAGAAGAACACCACGCUGCUGAAGUUCGGAUACCACUUCACCCAGCAGGGCCCCCGACUCCGUGGGUCCAAUGCCAUGAUGAGCAACAACGACCUGGCUCGUGUGACUCGCUCAGACUCAGAUGGCGCCUUCACCCUCACCCUGUCCGUCCCAGAGCUGGAGAAGGCUUUCCGUAAAAAAUUCAAAACCAAGUCCAAGUCUAAUGCGAAAGAGAAGGCUUGAGGGGGGGCCCAUCUUCCCCAAAUGUCGGACGAGUGUGUAGCCACCCCUGUGUGGGAGGAGCCUGCUGGGGCCAGCCCCGCCCCCCUGCCCUGCCCCACCCCGUCCCCCCUCCUCUCCCCCCGCCCCCCUUGCCCCAUUCCCCGGGGGUGGGGCCUGUCAGUCAGCACAGGGGGCGGGGUUUCGCCUGUCCCGCACGAGCUGUCCCGCAGAGCUCUCCUGUGUGUGUGUACCCUGACAUGUGUUUAUUUUUAUAUGGGUUAGUUAUUACAGAUCAUCUGUUCAUUCUGAGACCGGCCCUGCUCUCAAUGUGCAGCGCUCUGGCGCUCGUGUGUGGUCCCUCCAGGGCUGUGUAGUGCAUAAGGGGGGGUGCAUGGGGGGGGGGGGGGUAGUGUGCCAGUCACCGCGGGUUAAAUGCCAUAACGGUAGCCGUGUGUCCAGACAUACGGCCUGUGAUGUCUUAACUCUGCUGUGAUGUAGGUGUAUGUGGGUGUGCCCAGAACAGUAAAUACGAACAAGUUAACAUUAAAGAAAAAGCACUGUAGUCUGCUUUGGCCAUGCGGAGUGGAACUUGUAAAACUGGGUGCUGCAGAUGGAGAUGUGUUUUCGGAAACCCCUGCAUUUGCAUGUUAGGGUGUUUUGGGAAGGAACUGCAUGCCAGUGCUGUGGCUGUGGCCUUGUUUAGGGGCCUAUUCGAUUCAGAGCCACUCAUUCGAGUAGCUGUGCAGCUGAACAAACUAACAGACUGACUAAAAUCUGCUCUCUAUCACUCAGUGAGUCCACUGACAUUAUCAGUUGUUUGUGACAGAACUUAUAUUUCACUUUCUGGAUGUGGAUAUUGUUUCAGUUUUUGUGCAUGUUCCUGAUUGGCCCAGAGGGUUCUUGCACAUGUUCCUGAUUGGCCCAAGCGGUUUUUGCACAUGUUCCUGAUUGGCCCAGACGGUUUUCGUGCAUGUUCCUGAUUGGCCCAGCCUGUUUUUGCGCAUGUUCCUGAUUGGCCCAGACGGUUUUUGUGCGCGAUGGUGGUGCUCGCGCUCAUUUGGGAAGUCCCAUUGGGUUCCCUGAGCGCUGGUUGCGUGGGCGUACAAAAUGGUUCCAUCCAAAAUAAAUAAAUGAAUAGUUAAAUAAAAAUUAAGCCUUAUUUUUAGAAGAGCAUUUGGAUAAUAUUACACACACACACACACACACACACACACACCCUCUGGAGGCAUAGUGACAUUGUACAGGCUCCUUUGGAAUGCUUUAAAGUCUGUUUUUUUUGCUUGAGGCCAAAAGCCCUGGAAUGCCCUAAUACACUGGAAACCUCUGUAGGCCCGAUAUCUGAAAUAUCCUCCAUCACACACAGAAUCUGACUGGGGUCGCCCGAAAACGUGCACUAAAGCUGAACUAACAGGCUCCCAGGGAGUGAAUUCUCCACCCGCUGUUUCAAAGCAGCAGUUACUUUUCAAGCUUGUCACUAAUCUCUGUGGGUUAUGGUGGAGAAUGUGGCAUAUCUUAAAAUCUGACACAGUGGACAAGGACAGCAGUGU
Messenger RNA from Anguilla anguilla (European eel), 2940 nucleotides. It is a transcript of the gene tmod1, whose product is annotated as tropomodulin 1. Gene Ontology annotation, molecular function: tropomyosin binding. Lineage: Eukaryota; Metazoa; Chordata; Actinopteri; Anguilliformes; Anguillidae. Gene Ontology annotation, biological process: muscle contraction; myofibril assembly; pointed-end actin filament capping. The record is from RefSeq and is a predicted model, not a curated record. Gene Ontology annotation, cellular component: striated muscle thin filament; myofibril. The transcript is spliced from 11 exons. The coding region runs from base 275 to 1414 and encodes 379 amino acids.